UCUCUUGAUUGUUUUGGACUCAGCCCGCAGUGCUGACAAGGGUGAAAUAUUUCACAACGUUUGCAUCCAUUCACAUGGUUACCAGGCCAACAGCAACGAAAACAAAAGAGAUAUAACAUUUUAUGAUAAAAAAUAAUUAAAAAAUCCGAAUCGACCAAACUGUUUGUAUUUCUUUGAAAAAAAAUGUUAUAAUCGGUUGUGAACGCUCUACCUAUGCCGACCAUAUCAGUAUCUCAUACACGGACAACAGGUCAGCUUGGAAAUAGAUGACGGAAGUCAGUGGCAUCCAUUGGAGUUCGAAUUCAACUUGUAACUCUUCCAGACUUUUGAACGGAGGCCCGCAGGGCCGAGUGUCAUAUACCAUUCGAUCCGGUUCGUCAAGAUCACAAAAUGUCUGUGUAAUUUGUAUCACUUACAAACCGCCUACAAUGAAUAAUCAGAAGAAAUCUUCACGAUCUACUACAUCGACAAUAAAGACAAACUCGCUCAGACAAAAUAGGAAAGAGAAUACAUUACAACAGAAAUCUAAUCAACUGAAUAAGAAACCAAUAUCAAUUCCAAAUGAACUACAUAAAGAUGACAAAUUCAACCGCUCCAGUCGUGAUACCUUGCUUAAUAAAGAUAAAAAUAUAUCCAAAGAUGCUAGUGCAACAAGAAGAACAUUCAAAACUACCAAACAACAGAAUUUUACGAUAGCUUCUCCUCCAAUCUCACGAAAACUUGAAGGAACGAGGACACAGAAACUAAAAACUAUCGAAGCCCGUGAAAGAACCCGUACUAGAACACUGAAGCCGGAAGAAAUUAUAAUUGGUGAAAAUGUACCCAAAAUUCCCGAUGAUUUAAUCAAUACUAAAAUUAAUUCUGUCAACUUCUCCUCCAUACCCAUGCAAGAAAACAUGUCGAAUACAUCAACAAGUGAGGAGCUAAAUAAUCACGAUGGUGAUAAUAUUGGUGAUGACUACGAAUCCGAAUUUGAGUCUUAUGAAUCUGAUUUUGAAUCUGAUUCCUCGAAACAUUCUGCAAACUCUCCGAUGAUCUCAGAACCAUCGAAUGAAAUAAAUUCACGAUCAACUUCCUCGAGCUCAAACACUGACACUCAGUUCUGUUUUGAGACGGAAGUAGAAGAUAUCAAAUUUACUUGUGAGAGAAAGCUUGAUUCGGGAAACUAUGAUAUAAAAAUGAAACAAGCGCUAAUGUUAAACGAGAAUCUUGAUCUGAAUUAUACGCUUAAACAAAACAUUAACCAACCUGAUUCAGGACUGAAUAGCGGUCUGUUUGAUAUUGCGUUCAACGGUGAGAAAUUUCUUCUGAGACGGUAUGCUGAUAUUCUAGAUAGAGUUUCAUUCAACACAAUGCAUUUUGAUUUUUUCGAAACUCGACCUGUUUCGUACGAGUAUUUUGUUGGAAAUUAUGGAAAAUCUAGAAGAAUACAAAAUCAUACUCAAACGGAAACUGAAGUCAUGUUGGCUAGCACACAAACAGAACCAAUUUAUUAUAAAUCCUGUUGGGUACAAAAUCCUCCACGAUUUUCCAAAGAAAUCCUGCUGAGCUUAGAAAUCAACCAUAAUGGAUACGCGGAAGAAAAAUUAGGUGUUGGACAAGAGAGUUUCCAUAUUGUAAAUCAAAUCAUUAUUCAAGAUGAUAGUUUUAAUGAGUUUAUUCGAAAACUUGAAUUAAAACAUGAUAAACAUGCCAUUAGACACAAGUUUAAACAUGUCACUAAAUCUGAAAUGAAUAAAUUACGAUUAUUUUUACAAAAAUCGUACAUUUUUGUGAAAACCGCUUUAAACAGAAAUUUUAGCAAAACACAUAAAAAUCACAACAAAGGAACGAUCAAUUUAAACAAUUAUGCAUCAUUAAGUAAUUGCAUUACACUAUCUGCAUAUAUGGAUUCAGAUCAUCAUGACAGACUUGCUACUAUACAUGAGUGUUAUGGUGAAACCGGAUAUCAUCAGUACGCAGUCUGCAUUUGGAAUAAAAGAUACUUCAACCAACCUGAGUGUGUACUGACUUGUUGGGAAAAUGUUGUAUGCUCAGAGCGAGUAGGACAGAUAUAUAUUGGUGGAACUUCGCAUGGCACAUUAUGCCUUUGGAAUAUUGAAAAAUGUGAUUCAGAAAUAAUGCCAUUUCAAAUCACUAGUCCAGCCGUAUCUACAGUCACAGAUUGCGGGGGAGUCAUAGCAAUAAAAUCACUAGACCACACAAAUAGGUGCAAAACCCAUAUAAUGGGUUUCCAGAUACUAACUCUUUUUGAAACAGGUUUACUUGUAACAUGGACAUUAUCAUUAAGAGAUCAACAUAUGAAUUUUAAAGAUCAGGAAAAUCUCAACACAGUUUUUUAUCAUGCAAACCAUCUACUCUUUCAACAAAAUUUCAUUAGUUUACAUAAACUGUCACUCAGAGACGCUAGAUUACAAAAUCCAUCGCAUUACUUCAAGAUGGGUUACCAGAAUGAAACAAUACGUGUUGUUUCUAAUAAGAGCAAAAUGGCACCGUGUUUUCCAAAAGUGUCUUUCAGUAACUUGUUUAUUUACGGAAAUAAAGCUAUCAUUUCGUCGCAUGACCAGAUAUUGAUAGUGAAUCAUCUUGAACAAAAAAUUACAACGAUUUUAAAGAGUGAAUAUUCUAUUCGAAACGUCAUGCAGCACACAGCGCAAAAAGAAUAUGUUUUUAUAACCUCACCCCAAAAUAUGAUAAAAAUUAAAAAAAUUAUCGCCAUUGACAACAAAAUACGGGCUAAAACCAUAGUGCAAUGUAAUGGCAUAAAACAGCAAAGCUUACAUAACAGCCACAAGAUAAAAUCCUCGAUAAGCAUAGAAAAGUCCUGCGCUAUUCAGAACAUUGUAAAAAGUGAAAGACAGUUUUUUCUCGGGACGAGUGGUCAUCAGGAUAACUCCUUUCAUACAUUGGGCAGUUAUUCAUUAAAAUCGCCUACUACGGUCGACACAUCGCUUGGAAGUUCACAAAUACAAUUUUACCACAAUAAAAUUUUAUCCCUUAAACACUUGAGCUACAGAGAUUCGUCAGUGUUUUUCUUAAAUCAAGGGAACAUUCUCGGGAUUGUUACCGAGAACAGUGUAAAACUGAUUGACCUAAAAACUAAACAAAAAGGGUUUCUCAACAAGUACAUCAAAAUAGAUCUAGCUAAUCACAGGUUGAUUGCGGCUUCGAACAAAGAGAUACUUACCGCUUGUGGAAAGGAGAUACGCCUAAUUGAUAUAUCAUCUCAUAGUAUAUUAUGAAAUAGCAAGAUAUAAUUAUCUCAUCAUCUAGAAGAUGUCGAACAUUAUACCAAAUACAAAUAAUAAUACCCCUAGGUCCCAUACAAACGGAUCGUUAUUAUUUGGUUCAUCAAAUCAUCACGUUGACCUAGCCCAUUCCUCUGUUUUAUCGAAACAGAGUAUAAUGUCGUUUUCGUUUUUAAAUUGCACUACACCGGUGUAGCGAAAGCUGCACCUAAACCGUUCGUUUUUACCAAUUGCACUACACCAGUGCUACACUUUUUCUGCACCGAUACCAAUGGUGUAGCACUCAUCAAAAGUUUGGUGUAGCUCUGUGCAAUGGAAUCGGUAAUUGUAGUCAAUGGUUACUGUUUAUGUUUUCGUCAUUUUUGUUCGUUUAUUCAUGUCUCAGUGUAGCACUGCACCGGUGUAGUGCAAAUUAAAAACGAAAACGCCAUAAAUCAAAAAAUAUAUCAUAUCUGGCAACGCAACAUUGAGGUUGCUACAAGACGGAAAUAGUUCGUUUGUUGUUUUCCACUCUUUUACUGACGUACCUACCAACUCAUAUUACACACUUCAUACGGUUGGAAACGAAGUAUACCUAAACAACCUAUCUGAGACCACAAUUCUUGUAACGUCUUCUAGUGGUGUCUCUGAUGAAUGAAAAAGUAAUACUUGC
Messenger RNA from Malaya genurostris, 3900 nucleotides. RefSeq lists its product as uncharacterized. Gene Ontology annotation, molecular function: dynein light chain binding; dynein heavy chain binding. Lineage: Eukaryota; Metazoa; Arthropoda; Insecta; Diptera; Culicidae. The transcript is spliced from 7 exons. Gene Ontology annotation, cellular component: cytoplasmic dynein complex. The record is from RefSeq and is a predicted model, not a curated record. Gene Ontology annotation, biological process: intraciliary transport. The coding region runs from base 267 to 3242 and encodes 991 amino acids.